GGGAGGAGCUGGAUCGUGAAGCGGAGUUAUGAAGAUUUCAGAGUCCUUGAUAAACAUCUUCACCUAUGUAUUUAUGACCGGCGCUUCUCCCAGCUCUCAGAGCUACCCCGCUCCGAUGCCCUGAAGGACAGUCCAGAGCUUGUCACCCAGAUGCUGAUGGCUUACCUGUCACGUCUCUCAGCCAUCGCAGGCAACAAGAUAAACUGUGGGCCUGCUCUCACAUGGAUGGAGAUUGAUAACAAGGGGAAUCACCUGCUAGUCCAUGAGGAAUCAUCCAUUAACGUCCCUGCGAUCGCUGCUGCCCAUGUUAUUAAGAGAUAUAUUGCUCAAGCAGCAGACGAACUGUCCUUUGAGGUGGGAGACAUAGUGUCUGUUAUUGAUAUGCCACCGAAGGAGCUGACCACGUGGUGGAGGGGCAAACAUGGAUUUCAGGUUGGAUUUUUUCCCAGCGAGUGUGUUGAACUAAUCAACGACAAAGUUCCGCAGUCCGUGACCAACUCUGUGCCAAAACCAG
Molecule: messenger RNA, 514 nt
Organism: Eurypyga helias (sunbittern)
Lineage: Eukaryota; Metazoa; Chordata; Aves; Eurypygiformes; Eurypygidae
Product: rho GTPase-activating protein 32-like
Exons: 5
Biological process (GO): small GTPase-mediated signal transduction
Cellular component (GO): Golgi apparatus; nucleoplasm; actin cytoskeleton
Molecular function (GO): phosphatidylinositol binding; protein binding; GTPase activator activity
Source: RefSeq, a predicted model, not a curated record